Messenger RNA from Acanthamoeba castellanii str. Neff, 942 nucleotides. RefSeq names its product adenine nucleotide translocator, putative. Gene Ontology annotation, molecular function: ATP:ADP antiporter activity. Gene Ontology annotation, biological process: mitochondrial ADP transmembrane transport; mitochondrial ATP transmembrane transport. The transcript has 3 exons. The record is from RefSeq and is a predicted model, not a curated record. NCBI's taxonomy places the organism in Eukaryota, Discosea, Longamoebia, Acanthamoebidae. Gene Ontology annotation, cellular component: mitochondrial inner membrane. Bases 1 to 942 code for a protein of 313 amino acids.
AUGGGCGACCUCAACAAGAAGAAUGAUCUCACCUCUUUCCUCAUCGACUUCCUGAUGGGUGGUGUCUCCGCCGCCGUCUCGAAGACCGCCGCUGCCCCCAUCGAGCGCGUCAAGCUGCUCAUCCAGAACCAGGAUGAGAUGCUCAAGACCGGCCGUCUGGCUGAGCCCUACAAGGGUAUCGGCGACUGCUUCAAGAAGGUCAUCGCUGAGGAGGGCUUCGGCUCUCUGUGGCGCGGUAACUUGGCCAACGUGCUCCGUUACUUCCCCACCCAGGCCCUGAACUUCGCCUUCAAGGAUCAGUUCAAGAGGAUGUUCGGUUACAACAAGGACCGCGAUGGCUACUGGAAGUGGUUCGCUGGCAACCUUGCCUCCGGUGGUGCCGCUGGUGCCUCUUCGCUGCUCUUCGUGUACUCGCUUGACUACGCCCGUACCCGUCUUGCCAACGACAACAAGUCGGCCAAGAAGGGCGGUGAGCGUCAGUUCAACGGUCUCUUCGACGUCUACAAGAAGACCCUCAAGUCGGACGGUAUCGUCGGUCUCUACCGCGGUUUCAACAUCUCGUGCGUCGGCAUCAUCGUCUACCGUGGUCUCUACUUCGGUCUCUACGAUUCGCUCAAGCCCGUGCUCCUCACCGGCUCGCUCAGCGAUUCGUUCUUCGCCUCGUUCCUCCUCGGUUGGGGUAUCACCAUCGGUGCCGGCCUGGCCUCGUACCCUCUCGACACCGUCCGUCGUCGCAUGAUGAUGACCUCUGGUGAGGCCGUCAAGUACAGGAGCUCUGCCCACGCUUUCUCCGAGAUCGUCAAGAAGGAGGGCGUCAAGUCGCUCUUCAAGGGCGCUGGUGCCAACAUCCUCCGCGCCGUUGCUGGCGCUGGUGUGCUCGCCGGUUACGACAAGCUUCAGGUCCUCGUCUUCGGCAAGACCUACGGUGCUGGCGGCGGCUAA